Messenger RNA from Galleria mellonella (greater wax moth), 586 nucleotides. It is a transcript of the gene RpS17, whose product is annotated as 40S ribosomal protein S17. Lineage: Eukaryota; Metazoa; Arthropoda; Insecta; Lepidoptera; Pyralidae. Gene Ontology annotation, cellular component: ribosome. Gene Ontology annotation, molecular function: structural constituent of ribosome. The coding region runs from base 158 to 562 and encodes 134 amino acids. The transcript has 3 exons. Gene Ontology annotation, biological process: translation. The record is from RefSeq and is a predicted model, not a curated record.
UAAUAACUUUUCAUUACAUUGAAUCGAUACGAUGUAUUGCAUUGAAUCAUCGAGUUAUUUCGAUACAUCGACUUAUAUCGAAUAUAGGUACAACACAUAAAACGGAAUCCAUUUUUGUUUCUUUCUCAUCUGUCAGUCGGUGUCAUCUGUUUCAAUCAUGGGUCGUGUCAGGACUAAGACCGUGAAGAAAGCGGCCAAAAUUAUCAUUGAGAAAUACUACACACGGUUAACCUUAGAUUUCGACACGAAUAAGAGAAUAUGCGAAGAAAUUGCUAUAAUACCCACUAAGCCCUUGCGCAACAAAAUUGCAGGGUUUGCAACUCACUUGAUGAGGCGCCUUCGACACUCGCAGGUUCGAGGCAUAUCCAUAAAGUUGCAAGAAGAGGAGCGUGAGAGACGUGACAAUUACGUUCCAGAAGUUUCUGCCCUCGAACAUGACAUUAUCGAGGUAGAUCCCGAUACCAAGGAUAUGUUAAAAGUCCUUGAUUUCAAUAAUAUAAAUGGUUUGCAACUUACACAGUUGGCCACUCAAAGUGGUUAUGGGGGCGGCAGACGUAAUUAAGUAUAAUAAAUAAUUAUUAAAAUA